Molecule: messenger RNA, 1401 nt
Organism: Spea bombifrons (plains spadefoot toad)
Lineage: Eukaryota; Metazoa; Chordata; Amphibia; Anura; Pelobatidae
Gene: RAB14
Product: RAB14, member RAS oncogene family
Exons: 9
Coding region: 252-899 (215 amino acids)
Biological process (GO): phagosome maturation; Golgi to endosome transport; defense response to bacterium
Cellular component (GO): phagocytic vesicle; trans-Golgi network; Golgi apparatus
Molecular function (GO): GTPase activity; GTP binding
Source: RefSeq, a predicted model, not a curated record
AGCGCGCAGGGAAACCCCGUGCAAGCGCAGACGCCAUCUUGGUGAGAGAGAGGUAGAGAACUGGAGCUGCCCGGGAGAGCGCACAGAGCCGGAGGGAAAGCAGCAGAGAAUAGACAAGGAGGAAACGGAGACCGGCUUCUGGAGCGAGACACGGGUACAGGCGGCAGUAUCAACAGAGAGGAGCUGGCACAGAGUCACUCGCUUGGUGAUCGUGAAUCCCGUCCGUCGGCUGCUAAUUUAUAAGAGCCAAAAUGGCAACCGCACCUUACAACUACUCUUACAUCUUUAAGUACAUCAUCAUCGGUGACAUGGGAGUGGGAAAGUCCUGCCUGCUGCACCAGUUUACAGAAAAGAAAUUUAUGGCAGAUUGUCCUCACACAAUCGGCGUUGAAUUUGGCACUCGGAUAAUCGAAGUCAGCGGCCAAAAAAUUAAACUGCAGAUCUGGGAUACGGCAGGACAGGAGAGGUUUAGAGCCGUGACCCGGAGCUAUUAUAGAGGUGCUGCUGGGGCCCUUAUGGUCUACGACAUAACUAGGAGAAGCACGUACAACCAUUUAAGCAGCUGGCUGACGGACGCAAGGAACCUCACCAAUCCUAAUACUGUCAUCAUUCUUAUAGGAAACAAAGCCGACCUGGAAGCCCAGAGGGAUGUUACGUACGAAGAGGCCAAGCAGUUUGCUGAGGAGAACGGUCUUUUGUUCCUAGAAGCGAGCGCAAAGACGGGUGAGAACGUCGAAGAUGCUUUCCUAGAAGCCGCCAAGAAGAUCUACCAAAAUAUCCAAGAUGGCAGCCUGGACCUGAACGCGGCGGAAUCCGGAGUACAACACAAACCCUCCGCUCCCCAAGGCGGGCGGCUAUCCAACGAGCCCCAGCCGCAGAGAGAAGGCUGCGGAUGCUAAUGAAAUCCUCCUCCUCCGGCGGCUGAUUCUCACCUCCACCUGUCUGUCUGACGCAGUAUUUUUUUUUUGUACUGCCCCCUCUAUCUUCUCUCCAUCCUGCUGGUCUCUAUUAAAGGUGUGUUGGGGUGGGGGAACUCUGCUAAGACGACAGUUUAACACAAUACUAAACUGCUCAAUAACUAGAUGUAUCCAGGUUAUCAAAGGCAAGUCGAGUAAUAAACACAGAGAAAAAACCUUUCCUGCAUGGUAUUAACUGUAGAAUAUAUUUUUUUUUCUUCUUAAUUGUCUUUGUGACGUCCGCAAUCCAUUGUUUAAAGAUGCGCACUGAUGCUGGACUUUCGCUGCAGGGGCUGUCUUAAGACUUUUUUUUUGUUGUAACUAAAACUUUCCUUGUGUGACUUGUAAAAAAAAAAAGAAAAAAAAAAGUCUGUCCGCGGUAGGCGAUAGUUUUAUUUACUGUGAAUAAUAACUACACGGUUAAUUUUGCUGGAUAAAAAACAAA